CCUUUGUCCAUCGCAUAGCUAGCAGGCCGUCCGCGAACCGAGCCGCCUGCUGGGCCAAAUGCUCGAAAGAACCGCGGCCGCGAGUCUGGAAUCAUGCAACAUCCAGCGCAUCCUUCCGAAGCCCACCCGCUCGACCAAGCGCAGCCGCCAGCUUCAUACGGGCUUCUGGCAGCAUGGGGCGUCUGCCAUUGAGCUCGCCAGCAUCUGGCCCUCCAUAGGGCGCAUUCCCGAGGCGGAGCCUGUCGAGAAUGCCACCCGCCCGCUGCAGGCUGGCUUGGUUGCCUCGGCCUUUCUGCUCGAUUUCCUCUAUCCGAGUGCUACAUAUUCGCUCCUGCGGCGGUUGUAUCCAGGGCUCCCGCGGCCUCAGGAUGGAGGCCGUGCUGGUGGUGCUGCUAGGAGGAGGCACUUCACCUCUUCCACUGCCGCUGCUGAGCAUCCCUCGCAAAGGAGCCAGGCAUAUCAACGGGACGAUGGAGCAGCUACGGCACGAGAAUCACAGACCUCUAGCAGUAACUCGAAAGCUGCCUCUUCAGACUAUGACUCUCAGAGCUCAACCUCUUUGCGCGUAGACCACAUGUCCAGGUUGCAGUCAAACGCAGCACAGCUACAAGAUAUGCUUUCACACCAAGGCGAAGAGCGCUUUCACGAUGUAUGGGAUUUAUACUGCAGGCUCGAUGAACAGCAUCAGCUUGAUUUUCGCCGCGACAUGAUUCUUUACCUCGCCAAAUCCCGCGGAAUAGUCGAGGUUGGGAGAGCUAUCUCGCUGUUCCGUCAGAUUCCCAUUUCUAGUUGGGAUGAUGAGCUUCUUGCUGCUGGUGUCUUGGCCUUUACACGGUCCGGCGACCUAGAACAUGCUAUCAGUAGGUUGAAAAGUGGCAUGGAGCUCAAGGGUCUGGUCGGCGGUCUUGAGUAUGUCCUGGCUGAGGUCAUUGCCAACGAGAAAUGGCCGACGCUCAUAGGGGUGUGGCUCGAAUUCUAUGCGUCUCGCCUCAAGUUUGAGCCGGCUGGCCGACCAGAUGCCAUUCGCUUACAGCGGCUCGAAACAUUGCCUGGCUUGGACAGGCUUUUCUUUUCGUUCGAACAAUAUCUCUCUUCCGAGGGCCGCAAAGCCAUUCGCCCCAUCAACAUCUAUGAGACGACCAGAUUGGGUCUCAAAGCUCUGAGAAGAAAAUUGGCAGAGCUGGCGCUGGCCCAGCCUUGUCAGCCAAGGCAAGCUGCUGCCAUAUUAGAAAUCUUCAACGACCCUCAGCUAUACGAGCAUUACUUUCUCCGCGUUCUGGAAAGUUGGCAUAACAAGAUCGAACUGACGUCCAACGUCGCCUGGCUAUCGGAUCUGUACAGGACAUACCGCAAACUCCCCGGCGCGCAUCCGCCCGUCUCGCUCCUCCAGCACAUGUUUGAGCUGCAUUACCCAGCCGGCACGGCAGCGCUCGAAGAGAUCUACCAAGAUUGGCAUCGCGCCUGGGGAGACUUGGAUCAAUGGGGAUACGAAAAGUUCCUCAAGUUCUAUGCAGGCCUGGGCGACAUCCAGGCCGUACAACGGCUAUGGGGGCGGUAUGUGGCCAAGUACCCGGCCGUGCUGAGAAAGCCCAGGGCGUUCAGGAGCACGAUGAAUGCCUAUGCGCAGGUUGGCGACGUCGCCAAAGCCGAAGAAGAGCUUCGCCGCAUGACAGAUCACCACGGAGUCAAGCCCGACUUGGACAUAUGGAACACCUUGCUGAAAUGUUACAUGAGAGCGCAAGAUUACAAUCGAGCCGUCGCUUGCUUCAACGAGAUAUGCGGCAUGUACCGCCCCGACUCCUUUACGUAUGCCCACAUCAUGGCCAUGUCUGCUAAGAAGGGCGACCUGGAAGCAACUCUUGGCUUCUUCAACCGCUCUCAAAAGGACCGGAUCCCCGUCUCGAAAGAGAUGGCCAUGUCUCUGGUCAUGGCGUACUGCCGCAAUGAUCGGCUGUUGGAAGCGGAGAGGAUAUGCAUGGAGCUGGCGGAACGGGGCGCGACGAGCACGGCCAUCUGGAAUCAGCUUAUCCAAUUCAACGGCAUGCAAGGAAAGCUCGGCAAAUGCUAUGAACUGCUGCAAGCCAUGAAGCUGUUUGAUCUCACAUGGGACCAUCAAACGCAUGAGUUUCUUCUUCAGGCCCUUGUCAGGGUAGACCAGGUACAGCCUGCCUACCUCCUCUUGCAGACGGCCUACAAGGAGAAGUUGUUCCCGGUUGGGCCGGAGCAUUUUGCCGUGGUCAUGGCCGGAGCUGUACGUACCGGCGAGCUUGGGCUUGUCGAGCUUCUUGCUUCGCAUCUGCUUAAAGCAGGCCAGUCGAUGAAUUUCAAUGCCAAGGUGGCGCUGGCCGAGGCUUCGUUUCGAAAGACGCCAUCGUCAGAUCGGACGCGCCAGCUUGGCAAAGAGUUCGUGGGCCACCUGCGCUCUAUGCUGGCUCACGAGACCAGCGGACGUGACGCCCGUGCUGUUUCGACGCUUCCGAGGGACAUUCGGCAUCUGAAGAAGCAGACCAAGAGCGUCGGCCGUGCCAUCAAGCUUCUGGUUGAGCUGCGAGACUUCAAGACGGCCGAAGAAGUCAUGAACUUGUACAGCAGCAUAUUCCCCAAACACAGGGGCGGCGAACCGUUCCCUCCCGAGGUGAUUUCUGCGCUGAUGCUGGGCUACUUCAAGGACAGGAAGUUCCGCCAGAUACACAAGAUGUGGAACGAGAUGUGGAACAGAGUACUGGUCCGAGCCAAGCAUCGCAAAGCGGCGGGCAUCUAUCCCGUCCACGAGUAUGACGUCUCCAGGCCGAUGGCAGUUCUGGCAAAAACUUUCAGGGAAGAGAACGACGGAAACGGCUUGCUCAAAUGCGUUGAGCAGGUCACUUCCUCUGGCUUCAAGCUGACGAGAAACAACUGGAACCUCUUGAUUCGAUAUCUGGCCGAGAUGGGCCAAUGGGAGCCCGCGAUGCGCUGGUGCGAGACCAUGCUCAUGCCGCGCUGGCGUGGGUGGAAACCGAGCAAGAGGAGCCUUCAGGAGCGCCGCCAUCUCAGGAACACGCGCGUGCUGCAGGCGUCCAACGCGGCGGUCCUCAGCUUGCAGCACCAGUGGCUGAAGCUGCGCAAGUUGGCUGCCUGGUCGGCCGAUGUCUCUGCCAAGUUGAGGGAGAUUGAGAGGAAAUAUCCUCGUCUUCAUUACGCCUUCACCAAUACGGAUUUCGAGAAUCUCUCGAGCGGCUGGGAUAGCCGCAGAGCAAGUCUAAGGAAGAAGGCCAUGGAGCUGCUUAGGCCUUUCUCGCAUGCGGAGCUUAAGCGAAUGAAGAGGAGGUUGGAGAGACAGCUUCGGUCUCAGCGCAAUAAACGGCAGCAGAGGCGGCAACUGAGAAGCUCGCUGCGAGCGAUUUCGAGCGUGUCAAGGAGACGAGCUCGUGGUGCGCGAGUGCCUGUGGCCAAGGCGGAGAAGACGAAGCCUCAGACGUCUACGGGAAACAAGGACGAGAAGGAGGAGUGA
Messenger RNA from Trichoderma citrinoviride, 3490 nucleotides. RefSeq names its product TPR-like protein. The coding region runs from base 59 to 3490 and encodes 1143 amino acids. The record is from RefSeq and is a predicted model, not a curated record. The transcript is spliced from 2 exons. Lineage: Eukaryota; Fungi; Ascomycota; Sordariomycetes; Hypocreales; Hypocreaceae. Gene Ontology annotation, molecular function: protein binding.